This is a messenger RNA of Beta vulgaris subsp. vulgaris (sugar beet), 1722 nucleotides long. RefSeq names its product MLO-like protein 4. The coding region runs from base 1 to 1722 and encodes 573 amino acids. The transcript has 15 exons. Gene Ontology annotation, cellular component: membrane. Lineage: Eukaryota; Viridiplantae; Streptophyta; Magnoliopsida; Caryophyllales; Amaranthaceae. Gene Ontology annotation, biological process: defense response. The record is from RefSeq and is a predicted model, not a curated record.
AUGGAGGAAGGACGUUCAUUAACUGAAACUCCAACAUGGGCAGUCGCUACUGUCAUAUCUCUUAUGGUUGCAUCUGUCUUCCUCUUCACCAAAUCUGUAGAAUCAUUUGGCCAGUGGUUAGAUAAGACUCAUAAGAGGAAGAGGAAACCGUUGGUGGCUGCUCUUUACAAAAUUAAGGAAGAGCUUAUAGUAUUUGGGGUACUGUCACUUUUGAUGGGCCACUGGAGUAUUCUUGUUGCCAAGAUUUGUGUAAAAUCAUCAUUGUUUAGCACUAGGUUCUACCCAUGUAUACCAGAAACUACAUCAACUCAAAUUCUGGUGGCUAAUCAACAUGCAAUUAAUUCUAAUAACUCCAAGGAGGCACUUCUUGAACAACAAGAUCAUGCACCACACAGAUAUUGUGAUAAGGGCUACGAGUCUUUUGCAUCAUACGAAAGUCUCGAGCAGCUUCAUCGCUUGUUAUUUGUUCUUGGUGUGACUCAUGUUACUUACAGUUCUUUGGCCAUUGCAUUAUCUGUAAUUAAGAUUUAUAGUUGGAGGAUAUGGGAAGAUGAAGCGAAAUUAUUGGCUUCACAAACCUCUUCUUUAGAAACCUCAUCACAAGACCAGACGAAGCUGAAGCGGUUGUCUACCUUUGUUGCUCACCAUGCAUCACAUCCAUGGAGUCAGCAUAAAGUGCUUGUUUGGCUGCUUUGUUUCAGCCGUCAAUUCUGGAGUUCCAUUAACAAGUUUGAUUACACUGCUCUCCGAUUUGGGUUUCUUACUACUCACCAACUUCCAUUGUCCUAUGAUUUUCUCAAUUAUAUGCUUAGAAGUAUGGAUGAAGAAUUCCGGGAUAUUGUUGGUAUAAGCUUGCCUCUUUGGAUUUAUGCCAUAUUUUGCAUUUUCCUUGAUUUUCAUGGUACUCAUCUCUACUUCUGGCUUUCCUUUGCUCCUGCUACUAUAAUAAUUAUAAUCGGUACAAAGCUACAUCGCGUAGUGGUGAAGCUCGCAGUAGAGAUCAUGGAUUCACAUUCUCAUGUCAAAACCCAAGAGUUUAAAGUUAAAUUAAGGGAUGAGCUCUUUUGGUUUGGAAAGCCUAGGCUUUUACUUUGGUUCAUACAAUUCAUAUCUUUCCAAAAUGCAUUUGAGAUGGCAAUGUUCUUAUGGUCAUUGUGGGAAAUUAAUGGAACUUCUUGUUUUAUGGACAACAAAAGCUUCAUAGCGAUUCGAUUAACAUUUGGGCUAAUCUCUCAAGUAUGGUGCAGCUACAUUACAUUCCCCCUCUAUGUCAUAAUCACAGAGAUGGGAUCAAAAUUUAAGAAAGCGGUUAUCCCUGAAGGUGUAAGAAAAUCGCUACAUGGAUGGAAGAAAAGAGUGAAGACAAGGCAAAAUAAUAACCCUAAUAAUGUGAGACUUACUUCUACAACAUCCAUGCCCUUGAUUCGAGAUGUCGGACAAGAUGAUUUCAACAAUAAUGGAAGUAACAAUGAUAUUAUUAAUAUUGGCGGAGGAACAUCUUGGAGAAAUGGAGGAUCAAGGAGGCGAUUAUCACUAGUGGAAUACGGAGAAAUAAGAGAGUUGUUUACCCCGCGACAACCACAUCUUGUGGACACAGGAAGGGUUUACUAUGAUAGUGAUACAAGUAGUGAUAAUUAUUACGAGGAAGAUGAGGAAGACGAGGAAGAGGAAGAGGAAGAGGAGGAGGAUAGAGAUGAUGUUCAUUAUGUUUCCUAUCCUUGA